AUGGGUUUGGUUUCAAGAUCUCUGAAUAGACACACUGUUAGAUUGUGUAAUAUUAACCAGAAGUAUGCGCUGCAAUCACCGUUUAGAAGAUCAUAUUUAGUACCAUCUUUUGAUCACUUGCAAAAGGAAAAGGGUUUGAACGGUUUAUAUUCAGAAAAGGGUUUAUCAAAUGCUUGGUUCGAUAGAGUAGAACUAUACACUGAAAAAUUGAAUGAAUUGGUCUCUUCUUCUUCGGAAACUAGAUCUAUCGAGUCUAUGAUCAAUGAAUCAUCCAAAUCUUACGCUAAACGUGAUUUGGUCAAUUGUGCCUCAAUGCUAUAUAGUUUAAAAUUUGUCAACAGUUCAUUGCGUGGUUCAGACAAGCCUUUAACACCAGAAAAGGUCAAAUCUUUACAUAAAUCACCGGUGGAUAUCUCUUUGAAAUAUUCAAAUGAACCUUUGGAAACUGGUAAUCAAAGGUUGCAAGGUGCUUUGCAAUCUUCUUUCGGUUCUCUAGUAGAAUUUAGAACUCUAUUGUUAUCUUCAAAUUUAGCUAUUUCAGGUGAGGGUUUUACCUGGUUAGUAGCUAGAUUAGAUAGAUCUCCAAUGGGAACUAAUACCACUCCUGAUCAAAAUCAAGAUCAAUUUUUUGAUCAGUUGUUUGUGGUAAAUACUUACAAUGCAGGGACUCCAUUUAAUUCUAAUAAAUCGGGACAUAUGGUAGACUUGAAAAAACAAUUAGAGAAACAAUUGGAAGAGGAUAACUCUACUAGUGUCGAAGUUCCAGAGAAGAAAAAUUCAACUGAAAAUUUAGAAGAUAUCAUAGAGGCUUCUUCUUACCAAAAUGACGUCACUUACGUACCACUAUUAGCAAUUGAUGCUUCUCCAAAAUGUUGGCUACAUGAUUAUGGUGCUUUGGGUAAACAACAAUACUUGGAUAACGUCUGGGAAUCAAUAGAGUGGAGUACAGUCGAAUCUAGGCUACCAAAUAUGGUAAAAACAUUUAAAAUUUCUAAUUAG
Molecule: messenger RNA, 999 nt
Organism: Vanderwaltozyma polyspora DSM 70294
Lineage: Eukaryota; Fungi; Ascomycota; Saccharomycetes; Saccharomycetales; Saccharomycetaceae
Gene: MRP1
Product: mitochondrial 37S ribosomal protein mS43
Exons: 1
Coding region: 1-999 (332 amino acids)
Biological process (GO): superoxide metabolic process
Molecular function (GO): superoxide dismutase activity; metal ion binding
Source: RefSeq, a predicted model, not a curated record